Molecule: messenger RNA, 917 nt
Organism: Aureobasidium vineae
Lineage: Eukaryota; Fungi; Ascomycota; Dothideomycetes; Dothideales; Saccotheciaceae
Source: the annotation of a GenBank genome assembly
AUACCUUCAAUAUGGCCGACAAGUACAUGCUCAGAGUGACCGCUGGGUCCGACUAUGACGAGGCCAACCAAAAGCUGGUCCAUGUCAACACCGAACAACCGCUCAGCAUCUCCAACCCGAAGCUCGAUGCCUCCCUGACCGUCCGUGUCCAAAACUACCGCGGCGAACCCGUCAACUCUCCUUCAUCAUGCGCCUACUUCGAAGUCGAUCCGCACAAGUCCGACCUCUACAGCAUUUCCUUCUCCUUCACACCCAAGAAGAACAUCAACGGUCAUGAUUUGGUCUUCGGAAACGACUUUGACCACCCGAUCAAGGACAAGCUGCCACCAGGAUUCGGACAGGCAAUGAAGAUUGCUCAGUGGUUUAUCGACCCUGGACUCUAUGGUGAUGCCUAUGCCGACGAGCCAUAUCUAUACGGACCCUUCCUCAGUUCCAUCAACACAUUGAGAGUCGGCGAAAAGAAAGAGCCUGCUGAGAUGAAGGGAAGCGAGGACAAGCCCGUCGUAGUGUCUGAAGGUGCCGACGGUGAUGGUGUCGAGGCUAGAAAGAAGGCCGGCUUGCCCGACGAGGCCAACGCUCGCAAGAAGCACUUCCUCAAGGAGCAGCACUUGAAGGACUUUACCUUCGAGGAGGGUAGAAACUACAGUUGCGACUUCUUUAACCCUUACCUGGACUUCAAUGACUUUGCGCUCAAGCUUCCCGGCUUCAGCUAUAUCCCCGGUAUCACCAUCCCUAUUAUCAGCUACUGGGAUGGCCAACCUCUGAGGUCUCAUGCACUUAGAUAUGUCCUCAAAGACAGAAGCACAAACGAAGUCCUCUUUGUCAUUAUCUUCACCUUGCUACCCCGCCACAGCGAAGGACCCAAGGACGAGUCAACAAAGGAAGACAAAUCUGAGCAGAAGGACGAAGAUCUGGAC